Messenger RNA from Penicillium cataractarum, 1101 nucleotides. RefSeq names its product bZIP transcription factor. The coding region runs from base 1 to 1101 and encodes 366 amino acids. NCBI's taxonomy places the organism in Eukaryota, Fungi, Ascomycota, Eurotiomycetes, Eurotiales, Aspergillaceae. Gene Ontology annotation, biological process: regulation of DNA-templated transcription. The record is from RefSeq and is a predicted model, not a curated record. The transcript is spliced from 2 exons. Gene Ontology annotation, molecular function: DNA-binding transcription factor activity.
AUGCCACCUCACAAAGAAAAUAGGAAUAUGAGAUAUACCGCGACUUCUGCAACCUUGAGUCGGGUAGAGCCCGUGUUAACGGCUCUACCAGAGGCCUCACCUAAAAGGACUGGCUUGUCACACGAGCGCCAGCAGCAGCCCGCAAGCCCUGAAAAGAAGGAGCGACGUCGGAAGCAAGUUCGCCUAGCGCAACGGGCAUACCGGGCGCGGAAUGAGGCCAAUACCACAGCACUUAAACAACGUAUUGCCCGACUAGAGUCAGCUCUAGAACGACAGAGCAAGGCGGUUGUUCUCUUUAGCAAUUUCCUGGCCGAAGAAGGGGCUCUUAUCUCCCGCCCGCACGUUGCGGAUCGUCUUCGCGAAACGGUGAAAAUAUGCUUGGAUUCGGCCUUGUACGGGGAAGAGUCUGACGAGGAUAUUGGCAACCUGCAACCAAAGAACACAUCUUCGAGGAUACAAAUGCCGAUAAAUAAGCCACCCUCACCCAUGGACGGUCCUGGGUAUUCUCAUCCGGAUAUUGAUUUGACCUGGCCAAGCGAAUGGCCUCGCAACCGACUCUUGCCGUUUAAGCUAGACGGCACGGGGAUAGUUGAAGCGCCAGUCUUUGUGCAGCACCUCAGAAUAAUAUGUCUCUAUCAAGGAUUCUUGGUGCUUAAAAACCAGUCUGUGCCUCUCAAUGCGUUAAAGCGGCCGUUUCGAUUGCUUUUAUCCCUUGUCACGAGGGAAACCAUCACGUCAUUCUUCUAUACUUGUCUCUAUGCCAGGCUGAACAAUGCCCAGCCCGACAGGUGGAACGAGAUUCCGUUCUUUAAACUUGGAGGCGCCGGUACACACUAUCCUGAGGCGUUAUCGUCAAGCCAGAGUGAGACAGAGACGCGAGUACCAGAGCAACAACACUUUCCUUUAGAAAAUCAUGCUCUAUCGGCUUUUUCACCCGAGGCUCAAGAAGAGCUUGACGGGGAUUGGUUUGACAUUUGGGACUUGGCAGGUUACCUGCAAUCAGAGAGAAUCUCUCUUUCGACAGCACCACCAACUGAGAAUACCACAUAUCGGAAGGUGAAUGCACUAGACUUUACAGCAGGUAAGGCUCGACGAUCCUAG